AUGUAUAGAUAUUUUACUCACAACAGAACCUAUCACUACCUGGACGUUUUACAAGACAUCGUCAGAAACUACAACGCAAGAUCUCACAGCGCUUUAGAUGGAAAAUCUCCGGAUGCUAUUAAGAAAUCAAACCAAGAAAUUGUGUGGAAGCAUUUGUACGUAGACACAAAGAAGCCUAAGGCAACGAGAAGAAAACAUCCUCCAAAACCAUUUAAAUUCAAGAUAGGAGAUGCGGUACGAAUAUCAAGUACAAGACACAUGUUUCAACGCGAUUAUGAACAAAAAUGGACGGAAGAAGUGUUCACCAUUAAAGCACGAUACUUACGCCAGAGUAUUCCUGUUUACAAAAUCGUAGACUAUGACGGAGACUCAAUAAAAGGAACCUUUUACAACAGUGAACUCCAAAAGGUCAACAAAGGAAGAGAUGGCUUAUUCAAGGUAGAGAAAGUAUUAAAAAGACGAAAGAGAAGCAGAGUAAAAGAAGUUUAUGUGAAAUGGCUUGGCUAUCCUAAGAAAUUUAACAGCUGGAUCAAAGAAAGUGAUUUAGAAGACAUAUAA
Molecule: messenger RNA, 558 nt
Organism: Pecten maximus
Lineage: Eukaryota; Metazoa; Mollusca; Bivalvia; Pectinida; Pectinidae
Exons: 1
Coding region: 1-558 (185 amino acids)
Source: RefSeq, a predicted model, not a curated record